Athene cunicularia (burrowing owl) is the source of this 2750-nucleotide messenger RNA. RefSeq names its product potassium voltage-gated channel subfamily Q member 4 (gene KCNQ4). NCBI's taxonomy places the organism in Eukaryota, Metazoa, Chordata, Aves, Strigiformes, Strigidae. Gene Ontology annotation, cellular component: membrane. Gene Ontology annotation, biological process: transmembrane transport; potassium ion transport. The transcript has 9 exons. The record is from RefSeq and is a predicted model, not a curated record. Gene Ontology annotation, molecular function: voltage-gated potassium channel activity. The coding region runs from base 1 to 1626 and encodes 541 amino acids.
AUGUGCAGGGAGUGGAAGGGUCCUGUCCUGUGCACUCAGGGAGGUGCUGCCUGCACUGAGCAUCCCAGUGCCACCGGCAGCCUUGGGCAGCCAGGUUUUGGGCACAGCCCUGUGCCGCACCCACAGGCAGCUGCUUCUGGGCUCCUGAAUCGCUCCGUAUCACCUUCGAGGGACAAACCAUGUCCCCAGUGGCUGAGCCACGGCCGUGGAGGUCUCAGCUGGGGGGGUCAGACUGGGAGCAGGGGCCAGCACCACAAGCUGGGCUCUCCCCGACCGGCCCCAACACCCUCACCAACACCCUCUCCUUCCAGAUUCCUCCUCGUCUUCAGCUGCCUGGUGCUGUCGGUCUUCUCCACCAUCCAGGAGCACCAGAAAUUGGCCAACCAGUGCCUCUUCAUCCUGGAGUUCGUCAUGAUCGUGGUGUUCGGCAUGGAGUACAUCAUCCGCGUCUGGGCUGCCGGGUGUUGCUGCCGCUACCGGGGCUGGAGGGGAAGGUUCCGCUUUGCCAGGAAACCCUUCUGCGUUAUAGAUUUCAUCGUCUUCAUCGCCUCGGUGGCCGUCAUCGCCGCCGGCACCCAAGGCAACAUCUUCGCCACGUCGGCGCUGCGCAGCAUGCGCUUCCUGCAGAUCCUGCGCAUGGUGCGUAUGGACCGGCGCGGCGGCACCUGGAAGCUGCUGGGCUCCGUCGUCUACGCCCACAGCAAGGAGCUCAUCACCGCCUGGUACAUCGGCUUCCUGGUGCUCAUCUUUGCCUCCUUCCUCGUCUACCUGGCUGAGAAGGAUGCGAACGCCCAGUUCACCACCUACCUCCCGCGCAGCAACAAGAUGGGCAUCAAGGACCGCAUCCGGCUGAGCAGCUCGCAGCGGCAGAGCAGCCGGGGCAGGCAGCACCUGGGGCCCCCCCUGCACCGCUCCCCCAGCACCGAGGACAUCCCCGAGGCCUCCAGCCCCACCAAGGUGCAGAAGAGCUGGAGCUUCAAUGACCGGACUCGCUUCCGCGCAUCCCUGAGGCUCAAGCCACGGAUCCCCGUUGAGGCCGAGUGCCCGCCGGAGGACAGCGGGGAGGAGAAGAGCUCCCACUGCGACCUGACCUUUGAGGACAUCAUGCCAGCAGUGAAGACCCUCAUCCGGGCUGUCAGGAUCCUGAAGUUCCUGGUGGCCAAAAGGAAGUUCAAGGAGACCUUGCGUCCCUACGACGUCAAGGACGUCAUCGAGCAGUACUCAGCCGGCCACCUGGACAUGUUGGGCAGGAUCAAGAGCCUGCAGACACGCGUGGACCAGAUCGUGGGCAGGGGGGCCCUGGCUGCGGACAAGAAAGUGCGGGAGAAGGGGGAGAAGGCGGCGCUGGAGACGGAGCUGGUGGACGAGCUCAGCAUGAUGGGGCGCGUGGUCAAAGUGGAGAGGCAGGUGCAGUCCAUCGAGCACAAGCUGGACCUGCUGCUCGGCCUCUACUCCCAGUGCCUCCGCAAGGGCUCCAUCAACUCCUUCAGCCUGGCCGCCGUGCAGGUGCCCCCCUGCGAGCCCGACAUCACCUCCGACUAUCACAGCCCCGUGGACCACGAGGACAUCUCGGUCUCUGCCCAGACCCUGAACAUCUCCAGGUCGGCCAGCGCCAACAUGGACUGAGCAGGGAGGCAGCGGGAUGGCUCCUGCCAGCGUGACGCGGUGGGACGGGACGCUGGGAUGUGGGAGCAGCGGGGAUGUCCCUCGCCGUGUUACUUGAACCAGACCUGCCUUUGUGGGGGGCACGGCUGCAGUGGGGUGCCCGCUUUGGGGAUGGGGUGGGAGCCCGUGGCACUGCGACACGGCCAGCCUGCGCUCCUGGGAUGCUCCCGGGAUGCUCCUGAGAUGCUCCUGCCCAUCCUGGAGGGUAAGACCCCCCCAACCCCAGCCAUGUCAGGGGUGCUCCAUCCCCUGGGGUUUGGCUCGUAGCCCCAGCCCUCAGGACGUGCCCAGCUCCCCGGUGGGGCCCUGCCCAGUCCCCCGGCACUGAGCCACGGCCACCAGCCACCUAUGCAAGGCUCCAUCUCCCUUCUGCUGCUGGAGCUGAGCAGGGGCGUUGGAGUUUCACUUGUGUCGCUCCAGGUCAGGGCAGCGGUGCGGGCCCCCCCCAGGCCAGGGAGCAGGGGUCUGUCCCCCCUUCACCCUCUUCUGCCUGGGUUUUUUCCCUGCACGCAGAGCUGCAGCUGUGGCUGCACCUCUAGAAGCACAGCAGAGCCUUCUGCCUGCCCGUGCAUGCUCCCAGGGCAAUAUAUAUAUAGAAGAGAUAUAUAUAUAUAUUUAUGCAAUAAUGUCUUAAUAUGCAACGCCCCCGGGAAGAGCAACCCGUGGGGACAUAGGCAAUAAGCAAACCCCCCUACGAGCACACAGGGCUGGAUCCUGCUGCCCGUGGGGGCCCGCCUGGGUGCCCUGGGGGCUCAGGGCUGAUAAACCUCUGCCCGAGGGUGGCCCCGGGGCUACAGGGCUGGGCAGGGGGGGGCUGUGGAGGAGGGAGGGGGUGCAGGCACAGGAGAUGGGAACAGUGGUCCCUGAGGAGCGUCCCUCCCUCUCGUGUGGCAGACCCUGCUCUUGCGUAGAGGAUUCCUUCUGUCGGGUCCUGCGGUGCUCAGUUUGUCCCUCCCCAUGUCCUCGUCCCCUCCAUGGCCCAGGGAGCACGGGACGGGCCUGGGGGGUGACUGCCCUGUGGGGACAGAGCGGUGUUGGCCUCCUUGCAUGCCACUCGCAGCUCCCGCACCCCCCUGCUCCCCAUC